Molecule: messenger RNA, 2962 nt
Organism: Bursaphelenchus okinawaensis
Lineage: Eukaryota; Metazoa; Nematoda; Chromadorea; Rhabditida; Aphelenchoididae
Source: the annotation of a GenBank genome assembly
AUGAAUAACAAAGAAAAAGGGUUUCAAGGGUUGAUGGACGCAGAAGAAGAGGAGAAGAUCAAUGUAAUCGAAUUCAUCAAAUCCAUGGAUCAAAUCAAAAUUGCGGAUUUAGAAAAAUUGUAAGUUUGAAAAAGUUCUUACAUUUUUUGCUCGAUUCUUAGUGUUAUUACAGACUUAGCACGGCAGACUAGUUUUAAUCUUAGAUCUCAGCACGAGCAUAUUCUUGAGCAUGGUCAUGAAUAUGAGUUUGAAUUUGAGAUUGAAUUUGAGCUUGAGCAUGAGCUUGCGCGUGAGCUUGUGCUUGAGCAUGAGCUUGCGUUUGAGCUUGGGAUUGAGCUUCAGAGCUUGUGCUUGAAGUCUUAGCUCUAAACCUACUUAGAAUUACUUUUAUUCUAGCCUAGACCUGAAUAUAAGCUGACUGGGCUUGGCCCGGCCACGAGGGCAGAAAUCCAAACCAAGGCCCGAAACAUUGGGCCCAGCUCGGUUUUUAUACAUGUCCAUCCUAGCCUAAUCAUACCCUUUCUUUUAGUCUUACAUUAUUGUAGAUUUUCAGUACGAACGAUCCUUAUAGGUCAGUCUAAUCUCAUGGUAACCCCAUACUAGCACAGAUCACUCUUUCCUCAGUUUGUUUUUCAAAGUUGCAACAAAAUUUUAAAUUUUAAAAUUUUGACUAAAGUUUUUAAAUUAUUUCGUUAUUUUCCAAAAAAUUUUAAUUGUUAUUUUGUGUUACUGUAACAUUUUCCUUAGUUUAAUAUACAAGAACGGGUAUAAAUUAAUUAAGCAGUUUGCUAUGGAAACGGUUGUGGAAUUGUAUAAUUGAAUAAAUUGCUAAAUUUAAAUUCAACAUUUUCGACGCUAGGUCUUGUUUUUUCUUGCUUUUGCCACUUUUUAUGAGAUCGAGGAAGGAAGUCUUCCUUGACAUUUUGUGUUGUAAAGAAAGUUUCUGGGACUAUUUAGUUUUGUAAAAAGAAUUAUUGUGAUUAACUGUUUUUGUAAAUUAAGUUUUUGUCGUUUUCAUUGAUUUCAACGCUGGUAAUUUAAAUUUAGCGGUGUGCAGGCUGCGGGCGCCAAGUUAUACGAAGCAUGAGCAAAUUUUAAGAUUUUUUGUUUUGUAAACAAAGUUAUUGCCAGUUUUGGAUUGAAAAGUAAAGUUUUUACCAUUCUUUGAUUUGUAAAGAAAGUUCUUGCCAUUUAUUAGUUUGUAAACAAAGUUCUUGCCAUUUUGAGUUUUUCAAAGAAAGUUCUUGCUAUUUUUCGUUUUGUAAAGAAAGUUCUCGCCAUUGUUUGCUUUGUAAAGAAAGUUUUUGUCAUUUUUUGUUUUGUAAACAAAGUUCUUGCCAUUUAUUAGCUUGUAAAGAAAGUUCUUGCUAUUUUUCCUACUUUUUGCAGCUAAAACGUCAUUUUUAUUUCGUGAGCACAAAAAUAUGACAUACUUUAAAUUCGGUGUUAAAUUUAACGGCUGACUGAUUUUUCAAAUUUCAAACAUUUUAUGGAAGUUUAAAAGUUAAAAAGGCGUUCAAAAUGUGAAAAUAUUAGUUUUAGAAUUCGUGGCGUUGUAAACUGACAUUAAAUUGUAGUUACAGUGGGUGUGGGAUUGAUAUCGCCACGCGAUAUGUUCAAAACUAGUGGUAUGGCUUUUGGGAUUAAGUUUUUUCUAGUAUAAGGUCGUGUUUCUCAGCUGUUGAGGUUUACGUUGCCUUGUCUUGCCUUGCCUUAGGCCCUAGUCCAGAGCUUUAGCCAGAGCCGUAGCCCAGAGCCCUAACUUAGACCCUUAGCCUUGCUCCUAGGUUUAGUUUUAUCUCUAGCCUUAGCCUUAUAAUCUAGUCUUGGCUCACGACUAGCUCGGACUUAUCUAACGCCUAGCCUUGACUUUAGCAGUAGUCUUAACCCUAGUCCUAGCUAGUCCUAGUCCAAGUUUAACCUAAGCUAUGGCUCUUUGCUAGGGUUGGACUUUUACCAGUAAAUUGAUUUUUCGGUAAAAAAGCAGGUAAAUUUACCGGUUUUUCCCUACUCUUUGCCUAACCUGUCUAGCUUUUCAAGCCUCUUAGCUUGUGUAGCCUGUUCAGCUGGUCUAAAGUGUUUUGAUAUAGGCCUAGCCCUAGCUCAAGCCUUUGCAUUGUCUUUGUUUUAAAGCUAGUCUUAUUUUUUCCUUUUUAUAUUUUUCUUAUCAAUUAUAACACUAAAAUACAAAAAUCUAUUACUUUCAGACCCCUCUCCGAGCUGAAGCAAAUAAAAAACGAAACCAAGAAGGAGAUGAACGGACCUCGGAAGUUUUUGCAACGAAAAAGUCGCGAAGAGUCUCCUUCCAACAACAGCACCCAAAGUGAGGAUCCCAACUCAACAGUCUGGAGGAAACAUUCGGCCGAAGUGAAAACAUCACUACGAAAAAUGGCAUUCAAAAACCAUCGACAAGAAACGUUUCACUCAUUGGCCAUGUGCAGUGAUAAUGGCGGGGAUAACAUGGUAAGUAUCCUACCCUACCCUACCCUACCCUCCCCUACCCUACCCUACUUUGGAAUUGCGGUCUUACAUUUGUUGACCAGACCGACAGCCGCCUCCGAAUCUGCCCUCCCCUGCCUUACCUUUAUCUAAACUACUCUAUCUUACCCUAACCUACCGUAUCUACCCUAUCUUACUUCACCCUUAUUCACAGUACAUUUCUUAUCCUACCUUUCUCUAAUCCUCAUUCCCAUUUCAGUGCAUGGAAACAGCCAACUCAUCAUCAGCCGCCUCUCUAAAUGAAGACUUCAUGAGGAUGCCUUAUGUUGAAGCUGGUCGAGUAAGUACGAAUGGUCGAUCGUUAGACUCGGCUCCUUCACCGCCAAACCCAACCCAAACCAAGUCGGUCAAUAAUGGGAAUCGACGAGUUUUGCACACCAUCGAACAACCAGAUGGGAGUACGAUAGCCUUCUGCACUGAAAUUGAGACCCAGACGACCAAAACGGACGAAAAACAGAAAUAA